GGGAUCUAGCGCGCCCGCGCGGUUGGAAAGUGACUGCGGCGGCGGCAGCGGUGGUGUGGCGCACCUUGGCCAAGCCUGCCCGUGCGCCCCUCUCCAAAGCUUUGUGCCGUGCGCCCUGAGCGCACAAUGGACGGGGCCGCCGCCGUCUCCAACUGCGGAGCCCUGCAGGGUGCCGUCGCCCGAGCCGCUGCCGCCGUCGAGGAUCCCGGCGCGGGCAGGCGGCGGAAAAGCCCCGGUCUCGGCCAUGCCGCCUUCCCCUCGCCUGCCGGAGCCGGGCUAGGAGGCAGCCCCGAAGCCAUGGAGCUAGGGCCGGUGACCAUCUGCGGAGAACUGAGUGUGUUGCACGGGGGGUUCCUGCUAGCUUCCAGCAUAUGCCACCCCAAACCCCUGUCGGAGUUGACCAAGUCCGACUGGCCCCAAGUGGGGAAGCCCAUCAUCGAUGCCCUGGAAGAAAUCUGCACGUCCCAUUCGUCCUACCCUCCCGAGCCCGGCGCCUGGAAGAGGAAAGCCGCCGUGGUCCUCUGGUCUAAGAUCCUCCUCUCGUCACCGUCCGUCUCCGCCAACCAGAGGUGGAAGGAAGAUGUCUUCUUCUCGGCCAGCAGCAUGAUCCCAGAGAUCAACCACACUGUCCUCUUUGAGCUCUUCAAGGCUGUCAACGCCCCACGGCUGUUUGCCCAGCUGCUGCUGGUGUUGCCGGAACACGUCUGCCGGAAGGAGCUGGAGACCUUUGUGGGGUAUGUGGCCAGCGAGACUUCCCUGGCCGACGUCUCGUUCUUCUUGGACGUCUGGUGGGAAAUUCUGAAGCAUAAGGAGGGGCAGGAGGACAGGCUGGUGCUGCUCUUCCGCUCGGUGUCCCACCAGUACCUCUCGGAGCCUGACGAGGCGGGGCAGCCCCCCAAGAGAUUCAAGAGUGAUGCCCCUUCUUUGCUAGGUUCCUCUGUGGCCGCUGGCGUCCUCCCGAUCUUGACUGAAGGGUUGAAGCUCAUCAAGGAGCGCGUUGACCCGGCCAGGAUGAAAUGCUACGCUCUCGCCAACCUGGCAGAUGUGCUGUCUGGGUCGCUCGCGGCGCAGCGCGAGGCGGACUCACUGCCAGUCCAGGCUUAUUUGGAGAAGAUCUCCUCUGUGGUAACUCUCUGGAGCAGCGACCGCGAUAGUCCAUACGGCAAGCAGGAACUGGGCGAGCAGGUGAAGGAGGCAGAGAGGAGCACCAGCUUGCUGAAUGCCGUGAGGCCGCCGGGUGAAGCGCUGCCCGUCGAUGUGGGCUUCCUCCGGGCCUUGCUGGAGGAGUGGUCCCCUGCUCUGCAGGAGCUGCUCAACGACCCCCAGCAGAUCUGCUACGAGAGCUACCGGCUCCUGGAGGCCCUGGCCUCUCUCGAGAAGAAGCUGGCAGGCUGCUCCAAGCAGGAAGACCACAACAGAGACGCCGCGCAGGAGAUGUCGGCGCUCGGUGACCUUAUCGCAGGCUUCUUGAAGAAAGUGAGCCCUGAGUUGUGGGGCAAGAGCUCCGGUGGUGACCUCCUGCCUUCGGUGGCCAUGGUGGUCAUCGAGAAGAAGAUGGACAGGCACCAAGAGAUGUGCUCCCUUUUUGCUUCGGAGAAAAGCUGGGCGUUCACAGACGACUGGGUCGCUUGCCUCGUUCGGAACAAAGACCUGUUCAAGGAACCAGAGCUGGUCUCGAAAUUGCUGGAGACGGUGGCAUCUGCCGACUCCUCCGGGAAGCAGGAGCAACAAGCCACGGUGGCGAGGGUCCUGCUUGAGUGCUACACGGACCUUUCCUUGCCGGAUAAGAACAAAGUGAUUUCGGGCGUCUUGGCUGCUUGGGGAAGACAGGGCCUCUCCAGGGUGUCGCAGGCUUUCUCCGAGGGGUUCCAGGAGGACCUCAACGUGGCCUUCAACCAGAUCAUCCAGAGCGCUUCCGGAGAAGGCUUGAAGAAGGCUGUGGCUUCCGUUUCCCGGCUGGUCGUCCUCAACCCGGAGGCGACCAUCAAGAAAAUGAGCAACUUAGCUGUGGCCAAUCUGGGGACGCACCAGUUCUUGGCGGAGAUCCUGUGUUCCUUCCCGGCUCUGAGCUUCCGAGAGACUCCGGACUCGGAGGAAGCACCCAUCAGCCUGCUGCUGGGGUGCCUGAAAGAAGCCGUCUGGGACCGCCUCUCGUCGCCCAAGGAGAAGGAGCAAUUCCUGGAGUUCUUGGUUUAUCUCUUACAGCCAAGCGGAGCGAGCCCUCUCCUCUCCCCGGCAGAGGUGACGCAGGCCCUCGUCCUCCCUUUCCUGAAGGCGGGCUCCCCUUGCGUCGAGCUGUGCUUGCAGAUCCUCAACAAAGUCUUGAAAGUGCCGCUGCCCCCCAAGGAGGGCAGCUGGCUCCACACCUGCCACCCCUUCCCGCUCCUCUUCUGCCUCUGCAAGCUCCUCAACGGCUUUGCCCAGUACUGGCACGAGCCGCAAGACCAGCACAGCUGCCCCUUGGAAGCCAAGGACUUGGUGGCCGCCAACCUAGCUCAGCUCUGCGACGCCCUCUUGGCGCAGAAGGACUCCCUCUCGCCCGAGCUGUGGGCGCAGUCGGUGGCUUGGCUCCACAAGAAGGUGGCGGCAUUAGACUGGACUGUCGGCCUCCGGCUGAAGAGCAUCUACGGGGAGCACUUCAAGAACGAGGUGCCGGCCACGCUCUUUGAGGUUUGCAAGCUCCCAGAGGGCGAGUGGACGUCCUGCCCGCUCCCGAAUUACGGCGCGGGCAGCGGCCUGCUGGCAUGGAUGGAGUGCUGCUGCGUCUCUGCCGCCAUGCGGGAGCAGAUGCUGGCGCUGCUGACGGUCAACGUGGACAACCCCGAGGAGGUCAACCUCUUCAGCAAAGGCUUCCUGGUGGCCCUCGUCCAGGUCUUCCCUUGGUGCAGCCACAGCGAGUGGCGGGGGCUGGUAGGCGUGGUGCAGAGCCUCCUAGAUCGGGAAGUGCUGUACGUGCCUUAUUCGCUGGAGUACGUCCAGUUCCUGCCCUUGCUGAACUUCCGCCCGUUUGCCUACCACCUCCAGUUCUCGGUGCUUCUCUUGAGGGCCUUCCAGUUCCUCUGCGGCGCCAGUGGUUCCACCUGGCUUCCAGCGGAGGCGUGGAAGCACGUGGCCCGGCUGUACUGCCUCGCCGUCUCCGACCUGCUGGGCUUGGUCAAGGGCAUCGCCCGGAAUCAGUGCCACCCGGCCCAGGAGAAGACCAGCGUGACGCGAGAGCUGUCCUUCGUCUACGUCCAGCUCUUCUGCCACGCCCUCCACGUGGCCGCCAUGCUGCCGGAUGACAGCACGGGCGAGCCCCUCCUCCUCCUCUCCCUGGAGAUCCUCUCGCAGUACGAGAUGCUCUACGACGCCGACGAGUCCCUUGGCAGCGCCCUGAGGAAAGCCAACGAGAGGCACUUCCUGGAGUCCAUCGCGGAGAACGUCACCAACAAGGAGCUGCGGACGAUGCUCAUGCAGAAGCUCCGCAAGCUGUGAAGCCGGCUGCGGCUCGAGAACUGGGGAGCAGGCCGCGGGAUCUGUGCGGAGUUAAAAAGGUGCCUUCUGAACCUCAGGACCGUGGUUCGUUUUGCAGGUGUCUCCCCAAAGGAGGAGGGUGGGAGAUUUGGAACCUCUAUAAUAAACCCUUUUAUC
Zootoca vivipara (common lizard) is the source of this 3630-nucleotide messenger RNA. RefSeq names its product gem nuclear organelle associated protein 4 (gene GEMIN4). Gene Ontology annotation, cellular component: SMN complex. The record is from RefSeq and is a predicted model, not a curated record. Lineage: Eukaryota; Metazoa; Chordata; Lepidosauria; Squamata; Lacertidae. Gene Ontology annotation, biological process: rRNA processing; spliceosomal snRNP assembly.